AUGGCCUCCCCAAUGAACAAGACAUAUCUUAUGGUUGCUGCCAUUGACUUUGGCACAACUUAUAGCGGAUAUGCUUUUUCCUUAAUGUCCUCACCAGAGGAUAUCAUCAUGAAUAAAAACUGGGGCGAAAAUGUGGGCUUUCAGUCAUACAAAACACCAACGUCGGUACUUCUGUCUCCAGAGAAAAAAUUCGUUGCUUUUGGCUUCGACGCAAUUACAAAGUACACGACCUUACUUGAGGAAAAUGAGGACAAGGACUACUACUUUUUUGAUCGUUUCAAGAUGCGGCUGCAUUCUUCAUAUCAGGACCUGGACAGAAGUGUCUACCUGACAGCACUUAACGGGAAAACGUUGCCAGCCAUGUCCGUGUUCUCACAUGCCCUGUGCUACCUUAAACAACACAUGAUGGAUGAGAUAGGUAAAGUCUCCAGCACAAUGCAUAUCGGAGACAGAGACAUCCGCUGGGUCAUCACUGUUCCCGCCAUCUGGAACGAUGCAGCCAAACAGUUCAUGAGGGAGGCUGCCUACAAUGCAAACAUAGUGUCCAAAACAAACCCGCAACAACUAGUCAUUGCGCUGGAACCUGAGAGUGCUUCCCUGUUCUGCCGGGAGCUGCCUGUGAACCAGUUUGUGGGACAGAGUGGAGACGGCAGCGACAAGCUAAACAUGCCGCCCGGCACGCGUUACAUGGUCGUCGACUGUGGAGGUGGAACUGUUGACAUCACCACACAUGAGGUCCGACCGGACAACAAAGUUAAAGAGGUCUAUGCCGCAACAGGGGGUGCAUGGGGAGGGACCCAGGUUGACGAGCAAUUCGUUGCUUUGAUAGAAUUGGUAUUUGGUAAAACGUUUAUUGACGACUACCGAUCGUCUCAUCCGUCCGAGUGGCAACAGUGGAUGGAAUCUUUUGAGACGAAAAAACGUUCCAAUACGUCAGUAUCUGGGUCUGUCAAUUUCCCUAUUCACUAUCACUUCAAUGAAUUCCACAGACGUAUGAAGGGUGGGGAUGUGAAGGAGUCGAUUGAUAAAUGUAACGUAGACGGGGUGCGUUUCUCCAAUGGGUUUCUUUGUCUAGGAGAUGAAAAGAUGCGAGAGCUGUUCAAAGAAGUGGUAGACAAUAUCAUGAAUCAUUUGGAAAAGCUGUUGCAUGACGAAAACCUGUCAAAUGUGGCAUAUUUUUUCCUUGUGGGUGGCUUCAGUGAGUCUCCCUUGCUCCAACAAGCCUUCAAAAAAAGGUUUUCUAGCCGUGUCCGUGUUUUGGUCCCGAAUGAUGCCAGUUUGGCCGUGGUGAAAGGGGCCGUUAAGUUUGGCCACACUCCCUACGUGAUCAGCGAGCGAAUUAGUCCCAGAUCAUACGGCAUCGAAUGUGCGUCUCCGUACAACCGUAAGCUACACAAAGGGGGUAAGAAGGUAGACAAAGUUUGUAUGAAUGCUUUUCACAAGUUUGUGGAAGCUGGCCAACCUGUUGUUGUGGGGACUGGCAUGAAACAUGUCUUCUAUCCUCUGCGUCCCGACCAAACAAAAGCCGAUAUCAUCGUGUACGGCUCAUUUGACAACGACGCGCAUGUCACUUCCGCUCCAGGUGUACAGAAACUGGGGAUCACCGAGCUAGACAUGCCCGACACCACCGGAGGCACAGACAGACCAAUAGAAGUAACCUUCUUUUUCGGCGACACAGAAAUUGAAGUUAAAGCUGUAGAUCUAACUACACAGUCGAAAGCAAACGUGGGGAUACAUUUCCUGAACGACGACAUACGGUGCUAA
Molecule: messenger RNA, 1764 nt
Organism: Branchiostoma belcheri (Belcher's lancelet)
Lineage: Eukaryota; Metazoa; Chordata; Leptocardii; Amphioxiformes; Branchiostomatidae
Product: heat shock 70 kDa protein 12A-like
Exons: 4
Coding region: 1-1764 (587 amino acids)
Molecular function (GO): ATP binding; ATP-dependent protein folding chaperone
Source: RefSeq, a predicted model, not a curated record